CAAAGACUAGGAACCUUCCAAGAAGCGCGCGCCCGCCGAUUCAAAGCUCCUGCGGCGACGUCGGCCACACAUAUCGCAUGCUCCUCCGCACCUUCUCCGCCCUACCACGUUCGCUGCCCACCGCAAAUCGGGACCCUGCAUCCAUAGAGCUUUCACAUUUUUCGACACGCUCCUCAGGAGAACCUCUGCAUCCAGCGUCCGCGGGCCAUCUCACCACGGCGCCUGCUCUCCACACUUGACCCCAACGCCAUGGCUUCUGUCGCAGAGGCCCGCCGGAGUCCCUUCUCCGCCGAUCCACACAAUCCCAACCUCCACAAGUCGAUACCCAUCCUGCCCUCGUCUGGCUCGACGCUUGCGCCGCCUAGAGACCCCAUGGACAUCACGCCCACCUCGUCCACCAUGGGCCCACCCUCUGACCGCAACGGCACAAGCUCCUUCCAAUCCCAGUCGCAAAGAGAAGGAAAUGGAGACUCGGGCAACACAUCGCCCAACGGCAACCAGGCGCCUGCCGUGGGCGCUGCCGCUGCCGCACAGCAGCCCAAGGUCGUCCAGACGGCCUUUAUACACAAGCUAUACAACAUGCUCGAGGACCAGAGCAUCCAGCACCUCAUCUCUUGGGCGAGCACCAACGAGAGCUUCGUCAUGUCACCCUCGAGCGAGUUCUCGAAAGUGCUGUCGUCGUACUUUAAACACACCAACAUCUCCUCUUUUGUCCGCCAAUUAAACAUGUAUGGCUUUCACAAAGUGAGCGACGUAUUUCACACGGGAUCUCCAGACACACCACUAUGGGAGUUCAAGCAUGGCAAUGGAAACUUCAAACGCGGAGAUCUAGUCGGUCUACGAGAGAUUAAGCGACGUGCUUCGAGACACGCCCUCAUCCAUCGCGACUCCUUCUCCGCACCCAAACUGCCUACUGGACCACCAGCUGCUCAGCCAGUCGAGCCGAUGCCGGACCCUACAGAGUCACGCCUCCAGAAUCUUGAGCAUAGCCUCUAUGACAUGCACGCGCGCAUGCAGCGGUCAGAAGACACAUGUGCCUACCUCAAUCAACGGAGCUCGGUCCUAGCCGAGGGCAUGAUGAAGUGUCACCAGUGGAACCAAGACCUCGCAACUCUGAUCAUGCAGAUGGUGCCGGACCCGGAAAAUCCAAUUCACAGGGAUGUGGCUAUGAUGCAACGUGAAAUUGCUCGACAAACAGACAUGCUCCGAGCACUAGAGCCACCAGAAGAGCCACCCCUAUCGGCACGCCAACCUUACUUUAUGCAAGUAGACUCCAGCAACGGCCCACCUCUUUCACCUCGGCAAAUGCCACAAGACAAUCUAAUAGACUCACGAAGAGGAUCCUUGGCGAGUAUCUCACGGCAAGCUCCAUACAAGGCUCCGGUCCCGGCGCAUCUUGCAAUCUCUCCCCGACGGUACGGAUCAAUAGGCACGGGUAAUUACUCUCCAUCUUCAGCCAGAACCCCAGUUUCACAUCAGCCACCCCCACCUCCUCCUCCUCCUCCUCCACCAGUCCAGCAACCAGGAGCUGCAACCCUUGGAAGCAACUUGCCAAGCAGCUCAUCCCCACCAUAUAAUCUAUACAGGCGGCACACCUCGGCAGAUAUCCGCACCCAUGGCUGGCAACCGCAACCACCUAGUGGGCCAGUUCACUCGCCCUAUGCUUCUGGUCACAACUCGACACAGUGGCCCUCCUCACCUCACCGCCCACCUAUCGGAGGAGGUGACCAGCAGCUCCGUGAUGCAUUAGAAUCAUACCAACUACCCCGCGGUCCACGGCAAGCGUCGUCAAGACAUGGUACCCCUCCAUUGUCAAGUGACAAUAUGCCAUCGACAUUAAGCGCAGACAGUGGGUGGACGUUACCAGGAGCUAGGUACCCUUUUAAAGGUAUCGACACGCCUGGACCACCUACUCGACGAUCCAGCAUGGCAUCCAACGUGCACUCGCUACUUAAUCCUGCCGAAACUGCGGAGCGCACGGAUGAAGAUGAACCGGACGACGCGCGCAAGCGGAAACGCAUGCAGUGAUGAUCACAUACCCCUGCCAAAUGACAUUCUCCUGCAGCUAUAUCGACAUUGCCCUCUGUUGUAGUUUUACCCUUGAUCCGGCGUUCGCUGAGUUUUUCUCUGGACAUGUCCCUGGUAUUCAGCUUGAUUUUUCUCUCUAUUAUUGCAUCCUG
Messenger RNA from Alternaria alternata, 2180 nucleotides. RefSeq lists its product as hypothetical. Gene Ontology annotation, molecular function: DNA-binding transcription factor activity; sequence-specific DNA binding. Bases 250 to 2028 code for a protein of 592 amino acids. The record is from RefSeq and is a predicted model, not a curated record. The transcript is spliced from 6 exons. Gene Ontology annotation, biological process: regulation of DNA-templated transcription. Lineage: Eukaryota; Fungi; Ascomycota; Dothideomycetes; Pleosporales; Pleosporaceae.